UUCGAGGAAAUGCAACAAAUAUAGUAGUAGGUCGUGACGAUAUUGUGCACGCUUUCAAUCUCCUAUUUCUACCCCCUUCUUUUUCUUUCUCUUUCAAUCACCUGUUCGUGUCACUCUUGUUCUCAUUCUACACCUUCAGGUUGAUUUGAUUUUCUUUGUCACUCGGUAUAACAAAAUGGCCACAGCAGCAGCUACAAACAUGGCAUCUGCUUCAGUUGCAUCUUAUAAUGUGAAGGUAGGAAUGGUCCAAAAAAUGAAGCCAUCUGGUCUGCAGAUGAAAUCCACCUUUGAUUUUGGGAAUUUUAGUGGUCUCAAAGCAGCAGCAUCUGUAAGCUGUGAAUCAGAUUCAUCUUUCUUUGGAAAAGAUGGUGUUGCUGCUCUGCGUAAUUCUUUCAAAACAAGAGCCGUGAGAGAAAACACUCAAUCUGUUACCUCUCUACAGCCUAAGGUUGAAGCAUCUUUCAAAGUGGCUGUCCUUGGAGCAGCAGGAGGAAUCGGUCAGCCAUUGGCACUCCUUGUCAAGAUGUCCCCACUAGUUUCUAAUCUCCAUCUUUAUGAUAUUGCUAAUGUCAAGGGAGUUGCAGCUGACAUUAGUCACUGUAAUACACCCUCAGAGGUGUUACCUUUUACUGGCCCUGAGCAGUUGGGAGAUGCCCUGAAAGGUGUAGAUGUGGUUGUGAUCCCGGCUGGAGUUCCCAGAAAACCAGGGAUGACUCGAGAUGAUCUCUUUAAUAUCAAUGCUGGUAUAGUGAAAAGUUUGGUCGAAGCUGUUGCUGACAACUGUCCAGAUGCCUUUAUUCACAUAAUAAGCAAUCCAGUGAAUUCAACUGUGCCUAUUGCUGCAGAGGUGCUGAAACAAAAGGGUGUUUAUAAUCCUAAGAAACUCUUUGGUGUAACUACUCUGGACGUUGUUAGGGCUAACACAUUUGUUGCUCAAAAGAAGAAUUUAAAACUCAUUGAUGUUGAUGUCCCGGUGAUCGGUGGACAUGCUGGUAUAACCAUAUUGCCAUUGUUAUCUAAGACAAGACCGUCCGUGAGCUUUUCUGAUGAAGAGGUAGAAGAACUAACCGUAAGAAUUCAGAAUGCUGGGACAGAGGUUGUGGAAGCCAAAGCUGGGGCUGGUUCUGCCACACUGUCUAUGGCAUAUGCUGCUGCUAGAUUCGUCGAGUCUUCUCUACGUGCUCUUGACGGAGACUCAGAUGUCUACGAGUGCUCGUUUGUGCAGUCAGAGUUAACUGAGCUUCCCUUUUUUGCAUCGAGAGUUAAGCUAGGAAAGCAGGGGAUUGAAGCUUUUGUCAAUUCUGAUCUGCAAGACCUGAGCGACUAUGAGUCCAAUGGUCUUGAAGCUCUCAAGCCAGAGCUAAAGGCCAGCAUUGAGAAGGGUAUGGCUUUUGCCAACAAACAACCCGUCACUGCUUAAGUUGUCUUUUAAAAUUGAUCAAUGAUAUGAGAAUGCUUAGAACAAUGUGAUGUUCAAAUGUUAGAUUUCAUCGAUGCUCUCAUUUUUGUAGCCUAUAGUUUAAUUUUCGUAGGGGAUAAACUUGAGUAUGAGGCGUUAAUGCUAUUUUAGAGAUGGCGGUGGAGAAACUUGUGAUCUGUGUUACGAGAAAAUGUGUGUUAUGUUGUGGUUGAUGUUCAUUUUGCAGUAUCCAUCUUCAUGCACUGAUUGCUGUGUUUUGUUUGCUAUGUUUGAUGUAUGUAAACUCAGCAGAGCAGUUCUCUCUCAAUCAUAAAGCCCUGGCUUGGGCAGAGUUUUGAAUAAUUUGUAUUUUGCUUAGUCCUAAUUUCAUAGCUGAUUGGUCAUCCAAACAUUCUUAUACCCUUCCAUCUUUUAUACAUGAGUGUAUGACAAAACCAACACAAAGUUAUUUUCUUUUAUUUUCUCUUCAAUAUAUGUGACUUUAAAACUUUCUUACUCUAUGUCCCAUAGUGAUUGCUAUAACCGAUUUAUUCAAAUGAGAACUUUUUAAAGUCAAUCAUAUCAAUAUCGAUUGGACGGAGUACCAAAAAAUUAUGAUUGUAACUCUCCAUGUAAGUCACCUCUAUUAAACUUUAUGCUUAACAUCUUGAUCGGUAUUUUCAAUUAUGUGAAAAGUUAAGCUAAUAAACUUAAAACACUCAUUUAUAAGGCUUACCCCUUCGUAUCCAACUUAAUAAAACUUCGGCCAAUGAGGGCUUGAUUGCAUACAAACACCGAGGUUAGAAGUUUGUGUUAGACGGCUACUAAUUUGCCAAGUUUAACCAUAUUUUUUUCUAUGCAUAAUCCAAAAUAUACUCUCC
Amaranthus tricolor (Joseph's coat) is the source of this 2280-nucleotide messenger RNA. Its product is annotated as malate dehydrogenase, chloroplastic-like. NCBI's taxonomy places the organism in Eukaryota, Viridiplantae, Streptophyta, Magnoliopsida, Caryophyllales, Amaranthaceae. Gene Ontology annotation, cellular component: cytoplasm; mitochondrion. Gene Ontology annotation, molecular function: L-malate dehydrogenase (NAD+) activity. Gene Ontology annotation, biological process: tricarboxylic acid cycle; malate metabolic process. The record is from RefSeq and is a predicted model, not a curated record. Bases 176 to 1420 code for a protein of 414 amino acids. The transcript has 2 exons.